Armigeres subalbatus is the source of this 1956-nucleotide messenger RNA. RefSeq lists its product as uncharacterized. The transcript is spliced from 7 exons. Gene Ontology annotation, biological process: intracellular signal transduction; phosphatidylinositol phosphate biosynthetic process. Gene Ontology annotation, cellular component: phosphatidylinositol 3-kinase complex. Bases 325 to 1788 code for a protein of 487 amino acids. Lineage: Eukaryota; Metazoa; Arthropoda; Insecta; Diptera; Culicidae. The record is from RefSeq and is a predicted model, not a curated record. Gene Ontology annotation, molecular function: 1-phosphatidylinositol-3-kinase regulator activity.
UUUACACAACUGUCACUCCCUGUUUUCGCUGAGAAGAAAAAAAGUUUUUUUUUGUCGAAGUAGACAGUAGCUGACUUUUCUCUUUGAUAAUCGUCAAUUACAGUGAAUGAUUAGUAAUUUAGUGCAAAAAUACCUUUUCGAAAGAAAAUUGCAAUUUGAAAUCAGUGAAGUGAUGUUCGACGUCGGUCUCCAAUAGUCCCAAAUUGUGUUGCUGCUAGAAUUACUAUUGUGGUGCACAAUGUUGUGUAGGAUCGUAUUAGCAAGCAACUUAUGACGGAGAUACAUUUGUUAAUUUAGUAUCACCGUCCUAGUGGUAGAAAUAAAAUGAACACCCAUACACUUGGGAGUGAUUCUAGCUGCUGCGGACGGCAGUCCGCCAAUAGAAGCGAUCAGGCUUUUCCCUACGAUAAAGAAUGCUCAAUAAAAACAAACACGUGGAGCUUGGGCAAAGGAUCCCAGCAGUUGCUCUGGAGCCUUUCCAGUAAAAGUAACGUGUCUACCAUGCAGCGGAAUUCCAGCACAUUGCACAAACGAUUAUCCAGCUCCCACAAUUCGUUGAGUGAUUCGGCAACCAAGAAAGUUGACGACUCAAUAUUUAUUACCCAAGCUAUGUCUCACGAUGCCCUAGAUGACAACAAAAUAUUAGAUUUUUACAACGUUCCUCUUGACUCGGAUAUAUACUCUGCACCCAUAGACUACAUUACAAACCAGUAUACCAUUGAAUCAGUGUUACACAAGUCGAAAUCUGGUAAGCCAGUACCAUUCCAGAAAAACGAAUUCAAUUUGAAGAGGAGACAGGGCUCCGUACUACAGGAAUCCAAUAACAGGAAGCAAGUUAUCAACAAAAAAUCACAAUCGUCAUACGCCGCGGAACAGGAACGAGACCAGAAGCGGCGCACGAUAUCCUGCAAAGUUAGCGAAUGCAACAGCAAAAAGAAUCACUUUUCUUUCAACCUGAAGCAAAAGCUAUGCAACAUUUUCCGUAUCAGCAAACAUCAGCAAUACUUGAGGGGCAAAAAGUCGUUUCUUGACGGCCACGCCAAGCAAAAUGUUUGUGGCACCAAGUCUAAGUCGAUAGAUGAUUACUACAAGAAGUCCAGUGUAUCAACGCGAAAACUACCACCACUGCCUAUGUCAGCGGAAAAAACAUCUCUACCAAACGGUGUUUCAUUUGAAGAAACAAAGGAAUCGAACGAAACAAAUAAACAGGAUGAGGCGGCGCAUAUCAUGGAUUUUACUGCGAGUAUUGAUAAAGUGAAGGAUUGUGGAUGGUACUGGGGUCCUAUAUCAUCGGAAGGAGCAGAAAAAAUUCUCUCAAAUGAGCCCGAUGGAAGUUUUCUGGUGCGAGAUAGCUCCGACGAUCAUUACAUUUUCUCCCUCACAUUCAAACUGAAUGGUUCAGUUCGGCACGUCAGAAUAGAUCAAGCUCAAGGUGCAUUUUCGUUCGGGUCAUGUGCCAAGUUUAAAUCCCGAACAAUAAUGGAAUUCAUCGAAAACGCCGUGGAGCAUUCCAGAAGCGGUAGAUACUUAUUUUUUCUGCACAGAAGACCAGAACACGGACCUUUACGCGUGCAAUUGACGAAACCCGUGUCCAGAUUCAAACACGUACAAAGCUUGCAACAUCUUUGCAGGUUCGUCAUCCAUAAAACGAUAAUAAGAAAGGAUUUAAUUCAGGCACUACCAUUACCGCGAAGAUUACUAGACUACCUUAAUUAUAAGAAUUGCCUUUCGGAGCGAGUUGAGGUGGACAUGACUUCUCAUUUUGGACAAUGCGUAGGUGAUUUUUAAAAUUUAUAUAAUUAUUAUUAUUCUUAUUAUUUAUAUGGAAAGUAAAUGUGAAUACUAGCAAUCCUAUGAAGUGUAAUCAUGUGUUUGUAAAAUUUAGUCAAAACUGAUCGAUAGAAUGUGAUUUUUUAAUGGACGCAUAAAGUAUAAUAAAAUUAUACUUCAAACGAA